Molecule: messenger RNA, 3939 nt
Organism: Symbiodinium natans
Lineage: Eukaryota; Dinophyceae; Suessiales; Symbiodiniaceae
Source: the annotation of a GenBank genome assembly
AUGGACACCUGCACUGGGUCACAGCGCUGGGAGGUGGACCUACAAGAGUGUGGUCUCCAAGCAGAUCUCCACACUGCCACUUCUGCUGCCAGCGCCUGUGCGCAUGGUGAGCAAUGGCAGCUGGGCCUGCUCCUGGCAGAGACUUGCUCUCGGCGACAUCGGCCCGAUGCGCAGCUCUACAGCACCAUGCUCUUCACUUGUGAGAAGGGAUUUCAGUGGGAGCUGGCAGUUCAACUGCUCUCCAAGAUGGUGGACGUGGGCAUUCGCUUGGACCCGAUCUUGUCAAGCAUCGCGAUCCGAGCAUGUGCCACUCGCCGCAGUUGGGACUUGGCACUGUGGGUGCUCAAUGAGCUCUGUGGCCGAGAUGGAGAUCCUGGGCCCAAAGCCUACCUUGCGGCUGUGGAUGCUCUGGAGGCCGGCAACGGACCUCCGGCAUCGCCCGAGCUCUUCGAAGAGCUUUGCCGCAAAGCCGCCUCCAGGAUGCUGAGGUGCAAAGCAUGUCUUUUGUCACCCGGCCAGAAGGGUCUCAUGGGUCUCUUCGAAAGAGGUUUGCUGCUCCAGAAUAUGCCCUGGCCAGCCGGUGACUUUAGUGACUCAGAGCGCGAAGCAAAGCGCCAACGUGCACGCACCUGCGACGUUCCAGCCACGUUUCUGUGCAUUUCGGCAAAGAUCGCAGAUGCCAACGGUUUCGCAACAUUGACAGAGGAUUCCGUGAGCACGGGCCGUAACGGGCCCCUAGCGGCGGGCGCAGAGAUUCAGGCGUCAGUGGCUACCGAUCCAGGACCCAAACGUGAUCAGAACCACACGAAGCUGCAGGGACAGGCCGAUGACGCGGCCACCAUGAACCGGAGUUCAUCGGGCCUGCCUGCCGUGCAGGAGGCCCCCAGCGAGUCUGGUUCGCAGCGUCUUCCUGUGAUUCCCCGGCAGCGCACAAAAGGCAGGCUCCCAACAGUGGACAAGAAGCUCCCACAGACGAGUCAGACGAGCUCUUCGCCUUCGAAAGGGAGCCGACAGAGCUCCGCCAGGGGCCAGGAUAAUGACGACCUGAAUCUGAAAGGCUUUUCGUUGAUCAAGUACAUCCAGGCAUUUGCUUCCCAGAACCGGAAGAAGGCUUGGAUUGACACCGAGUUUCUGAAUAGCGUCUUGCAAUCGUUCAACAAGAGGUACCUGAAUGAGAGGGAGGACUUCUUCGGGUACACGUCGCUUGCGCUGGCCUGCAGCGUCGGCCACGCGGGCCUUGUGAAGCUUCUCUUGGAGGCGCAGGCUGACUCAAAAAUCAAAUGCAACCUUGGGAACACGCCUCUACACUUGGCCGCGCGAGCAGGUCAUGUAGCCGCGGUGCAAGUGCUCGUGCAGCACAAGGUCGCGUUGGACUCCAAGAAUGCUGAAGGUUGGACACCGCUCAUGUGGGCGGCAAUGUCUGGGCGUGCUGAUGUAGUGGCAGCGCUUCUGGCCGCGCAUGCAGAGGCUAAGGCAAAGGACGUCCACGGCAUGACUGCAUUGAUGUGGGCAACCCGUCACGGCCACGUGGAUGUCAUGAGAUCGCUACUGGGUGAUGGGCCCGACCUCAGCAUAACGGACUUUGAUGGCCACAGCGUGAUGUACCACGCGAGGCAGCACAAGGCGGCCAGAAAGAUGCUGGAGCGCUUUGAGGAUCUGAAUCGACGCCUGCUUCGCUCAGCACAAUCAGGGGACAUCAGAGAAGCGUCCAGGGCCCUCGAGGCGGGGGCAUUUGUGGAUACGCUGGAUGCAGAUGGCGCGAGCCCCUUGCUCCACGCUGCCUCCCAGAAAAACAUGUCCAUGGUCCGCCUUCUCACUCGCCAUGGUGCUGAUCCCAGCCUGGAGGCCUCGCGGGCGAGCUCCCCCUGGCUUCGCAAUGCAGAGUAUCAGACUUCGAUCCAGGAGGUCCUUCGUGAUGCAGUCAAGGCCAACAGGCUUCUGCUCUCCGCUGCCAAGGAAGGCUGGUGGAAGGGCGUCUUCCAGGCCAUCGAACAUGGGGCGUGGCUGGAGAUACCGGACGAGGCCCAGAAGACGCCGCUGGGAUGGGCUGCAAGUCAUGGAAGUGUUCAAGCAGUUCGCCACCUGAUCCAGGCUCGUGCCUCUCUCAACGCCCGCGAGCAGUGCGGCUGGACACCGAUUCACUGGGCUGUGCACCGCAACUGGGCGGAGGUGGCGUCGGUACUCCAUCAUCACAAUGCAGAUGUGCAUGCCAAGGCUUUCUCAGGUGAUACAGUGGUUCACCUGGCAGCAAAGAGCAAUCACUGCUUCAGCCUGGUGUUGUUGAGCUGCGCAUCGGCCAACCUGAAUGUCAAGGGCUUCAAUGGAUUGACUCCAAUUCAAGCCACUGCCAUGUCAGGGAAGAUUGCUGCAACGCAGUGGCUCCUCAAGCUGAGAGCAGACGCCGAAGUGCGAGCCGAAGGCGGGCGAAGCAUCAUAGCCCUUGCGGCGCUACAUGGCCAGCAUGCCUUGCUGGAUGCGAUCUUGGAUAAAACCUCAGGCCAAGGCAGUCCCGUGACUGCGACACGGCGCGACUCUGGAAAGGCUACGAAGAAGAAGCACAAAGAAGGCAAAGAGCUCAAGGAAGCAAAAGAAGCCAAAGAAGUGAAAGAAGUGAAAGAAGUCAAGGAUUUCGAGCCGCUGGAGAAGGUGGUGGAAGUCGCAGAAGAAGCUGAUGACGACAGGGGUCGGUCGGCCACGAAGCCCAAAAAGGGCGAAAGCCGCAAAGAGCACAGCCCGAGCCACAAGGACGUCGAGAAGGACCCCGGCAAGAAAGAAGCAAGCGAACGUAAGCCAAGCCCAAACAGAAAAGACCAGCGAAAGGAUCAGAAAGAGUCCAAAGAAUCCAAAGAGCCCAAAGAGUCUAAGCCCUUGGACUCCAAAGAGUCCAAGGAAGGCCCCAAGGAAGGUCCAGACGCGAAGGAGAUGAAAACCCUGCAGCUCGAUGUGCCGAAGGGCUCCAAGGGCAAGAUUCAGGAGGGCGGCAAGUCUCACCUUGAGACCCCAGAUCCAGCUGACUCCGCUGCGGCGAUGUCACAGCAAAGCUGGCGCAGCCGAAAGACCGAUGCGACCGAAGAAGAGGAGGGUGAAGGUUCUGAGAUCGAUGCAAAGAAGGCGGCCAGGAAAUUCAAGAAGCAGCCAGACAUGGCCUUGUACGAACAGGCCGAGGCCUUCAACAAAACCCUCCCGGCAAAAGUCGACGUCAGUGCGUCGCAGGCACUGGCCGAAGUCGAUGAUGACGGCCGAACACCUUUGGGACUCGCAGUCCAGGCUGGCCAUUUGCGAGUGACCUCCUUGCUCUUGGAGAGAAAGGCCUCUCUGGAUGUUGCUGACACAGCAGGCAACACGAUCCUGAUGCUGGCAGCGCGGGGUUCAUCUCGCAGCACCUUGAUGAUUGUCGAGCUCCUCCUGGCAGCACGAGCAGACGUGCAGGCUCAGAAUGAGGACAAAUGCACCGCCGCGGAUGUUGCCAAGGCAUCCAAGGUGCGGGAGCUCCUGAAAAGCCAGCUGGAGAGGCUCCAGGUUGGCAAGAAGCUGGGCCAGUCGCGGAGCUUGCCUUCUUUGAAGGCCCCGGUGCGUGAGAAGGAAAAUGGAGAUGCAGAGGAGCCUUCAGAGCAGCUGCCUCAAGGGUCGACGCGAGGUGGACGAGUUCGUCUCGAACACUUGCCGGCAAAUGUUCCGCCAGACAUCUUGGAGGACGCCAUCCUCACUUUGGUGAGCUUGCGGCGUGCGCCGCAGCCAAGGGCGAUCGAAGUUGCAGUGCACCCCAUCACCCAGCGAACGCUAGGCCACGCAUAUGUGGACUAUGAUGAUGAGGGAAUGGCAAUCCAACUUGCGGAUGCCAAGUGCGAUGCCAAGAAGGAUCCAUUUCGAGGCACUGUGCAGCUCCUCAAAGAGGAAGUCUUCCGCCCACUACGCCGAGUCUCACAGGGAUCCAUCUGA